This is a messenger RNA of Musa acuminata subsp. malaccensis (wild Malaysian banana), 2551 nucleotides long. Lineage: Eukaryota; Viridiplantae; Streptophyta; Magnoliopsida; Zingiberales; Musaceae. The record is from RefSeq and is a predicted model, not a curated record.
UCCAGAUGUUCCACGCCCACUUGGUGCGACUUCGUCGGCCUCAACACUAACGUAAAACCACCGGCAACAGCCGGUCAAACCUCGACUUUGUUAGGAGCGACUAGUUGUGACUGCAGGUGUCUCCAAGUCCAACCCACCUCCACCACCACCUCCGCCUCAGCCUCCAGCCUCCAGCCACCAAAUCUAUUGCGGUCGCCUCUCCUCAACCCCCCACCCCAACUCCCCUGCCCCGCCCGUCACUCUUUAUUUGGAUCACCCACCUCUAUAAAUAGAUAGGGCUGGAGAGACGAGGGACGGGGAGAUCCAUCGGUGGCGGCGGAGAGAUGAAGCACCUUCUAGAGGUCGAGAAGGGACGGGAGGCCACCGACGGCCGACCCUCCGUCGGUCCCGCCUACCGCAGCGCCUUCGCCAAGGAUGGCUUCCCCCCGCCCAUCCCCGGCGUCGACAGUUGCUGGGACGUCUUCCGCUUGUCCGCCGAGAGGCAUCCCGGGAACCGGAUGCUUGGCCGCCGCGAGGUUGUUGAUGGGAAGGCGGGUGAAUAUGUCUGGAUAACUUAUAAGGAGGUGUAUGACACUGUGAUCAAAGUUGGGGCUUCCAUCAGAAGUCGUGGGGUCGAUCAGGGUGGUCGCUGCGGUAUCUAUGGUGCUAACUGUCCCGAGUGGGUUGUUAGUAUGGAGGCAUGCAACGCUCAUGGGAUAUAUUGUGUCCCUUUGUAUGAUACACUUGGUGCUGGUGCAGUAGAAUUUAUUUUAUGUCAUGCGGAGGUUCAGAUUGCUUUUGUAGAGGAGAAAAAGAUCGCAGAGGUGCUGAAAACUCUUCAAAAUUCAUCCAAAUUUUUGAGAACAAUUGUCAGUUUUGGCAAGGUCACCCUUGAACAAAGAGAAGCAGUUGAAAAGUCUGGUUUGGCAAUAUUCGAGUGGGAUGAAUUCUUGCUCUUGGGAUGCAAUAAUCAUUUUGAUCUGCCUGUGAAGAAGAAGGAUGACAUAUGUACCAUUAUGUAUACCAGUGGGACUACUGGUGAUCCCAAGGGUGUCAUGAUAUCCAACAAUAGCAUAAUUACUCUUAUCUCUGGGGUAGAUCGCCUUCUUCAUUGUGUGAAUGAGCAGUUGCAUGAAGAUGAGGUUUACAUGUCAUAUCUCCCCCUUGCACAUAUCUUUGACCGUGUGAUUGAAGAGCUGUUUAUAUUCCAUGGAGCUUCAAUUGGAUUUUGGCGUGGGGAUGUCAAAUUAUUGGUCGAAGACAUUGGGGAGUUGAAGCCAACCAUCUUUUGUGCUGUUCCACGUGUGCUGGACCGCAUUUAUACAGGACUGCAAACCAAGAUUUCCUCUGGAGGCAUGCUGAAGCAGACAUUGUUUAACGUCUCUUAUAAAUACAAACUUCAUAACAUGAUGAGAGGAAGUAAGCAUGAUGAGGCAGCUACAAUUUGUGAUAAAUUUGUAUUUAACAAGGUAAAACAUGGGCUUGGUGGAAAUGUCCGACUCAUCUUGUCUGGAGCAGCUCCUUUAGCUACCCAUGUGGAACAAUUUCUACGAGUGGUGACAUGUGCACAUGUUUUACAAGGCUAUGGUCUUACGGAGACAUGUGCUGGGACAUUUGUGUCAUUGCCUAAUGACCUUUCCAUGCUAGGAACGGUAGGACCACCAGUACCAAACGUCGAUGUGCGUUUGGAGUCCGUUCCCGAGAUGGGAUAUGAUGCUCUUUCAGAAGUUCCUCGUGGAGAAAUCUGCAUCAAAGGAAAUACUUUAUUCUCAGGUUACUACAAAAGAGAAGACCUCACAGAAGAGGUUAUGGUUGAUGGAUGGUUUCAUACAGGGGACGUUGGUGAAUGGCAGCCGGACGGAAGUAUGAAAAUAAUUGAUCGUAAGAAAAACAUUUUUAAACUUUCACAAGGAGAAUAUGUUGCGGUUGAAAAUUUGGAGAACAUAUAUGCCCUUGUUUCUGGUAUCGAUUCGAUAUGGGUAUAUGGAAAUAGUUUCGAGUCUUUCCUCAUUGCUAUAAUCAAUCCCAAUAAGCAAGCUCUUGAGCAUUGGGCUGAACUGACUGGUAUUACUGGGGAUUUUGCAACGCUCUGUGAAAAUCCAAAAGCGAAAGAAUACAUUCUGGGGGAACUAACUAAGAUUGGGAAAGAAAAGAAGUUAAAGGGCUUCGAGCUCAUUAAAGCCGUUCACCUGGAUCCAGAACCAUUUGAUAUGGAGCGUGAUUUGCUAACCCCAACAUACAAAAAGAAGCGGCCACAGCUACUAAAGCAUUAUCAGAGUGUAAUUGAUGAGCUGUACAAAAGCUCCAAGUGAUUGGGUGGUUCUCAAGGCAGCCACCACCGGGUAUGCAGCAGCAGCUCAGAUACACACCAUUUCAUCUCGUAACUUAACAAUCGUUCAAUGUUUCUGCUGCUUUUACUCGUGUGAUGUCUUAUUGGAAAGAUUCUUCAUGUUGAGUUGGUUGAAGUUUCAUCAUGAGAUGUAAGACACGCUUUGACACCAUUUUCAUCACAAGAGCAAAUACAUGUAAUUCUAAUAAUAAUCUCCAUGUAUGCAUGCUAGUGUAAAGCCUA